UUGUACGUAGUUGUCCUGUACACUAAGAUGUGUACUCACUGUGUACUAACAUCAGCAAAGACACAGCAAUGGCGUCAUCACUUCUAUUCUGUUGUCUGUAUUAUUUUCUGGCUGUAGCUUCAACUGUUCCAGAUAUUUCUAUCGACUUGCAAGUUUUACCAAAGGAGAUCACCAUCGGCAGAACCCAAAGUCUAGAAGUGCUUUGUCAAACGAGAUUGAUCAAUUCUUCUCUCUUCUCUGUGUCACUGUUACAUUCCCUAGGCACAGAUGCUGCCAACUACACUUACAUAGCCACUGUGGCAAACGUGGACGGAUCCUUGAAAACCAUUUCUGACAACUCAGUUAACGUCACCGGAGCCAUAAAUAACACGGGGAAAUCAUACGUCAGGCUAACGGUGGCACGACCUACAUUCAAAAGAACCGGAUUUUACCAGUGUGAGAUCAGCGGCAUCGAUGCAUCGGGAAAACCCGUUGUCACUUCCAACUAUGCGCAGGUCCGUUCGUCAAACACCGAUAUGGACGCAGUUUUUGAAAAAAUCGAAAACUUCACACAUUUGUAUUACGAAACAAUACAAUCGUUAGAGUCAAAGAUUGGCGUCAGCGCUAAUAUCAGCGCAGCUAACAGCGAUAUACUGCGUCUUCAGACAUCUUUUACACAGUUAAAUAAGAGCGUUGUAGCAUUUCAAGAUACGUCAGCCCAAGAAGCUAAGAAUUUCACAAAUUUAUUUUACCUGCUUCAAAAUGAGGUCAAAUUUGCUACCUCGAAAUGCGAAACAAAGUUAAAAGAAAUGAGUUUUUUCCAGACCAAUUUUCAGUCAACCCUACAAACUCUGACAGGCAAGCUAGAGGCGUUUGAAAAGCAGCAAGCUAUGGCCAACUUAGAUUUGAAACUACAUGCCAAGACACUUGCCUCUCAACAGUUGACAAUGGCCUCGCUCAAAAUCCAGUCCGGAAACUUUAUGUGCGGCCAAUAUGUCCGUAACUUCCCGAUAGCCUUGACCCGAAAUGAACGAGCGGAAGACUUCCAAAUCACUUUCCCGACCCCCUUCGCAAAUCAGCCAAUCAUUCUGCUCCACGUGACGCGCUAUGAUGUUUUCAGUGGCGAGAAUUUCAGAUUUGAUCUUGAUAAAUACAACGUUACGAAUUCUGGCUUUGUUGGCAGGUGUUUGACCUGGGGAACUACAGUUAUAUAUAGAAUCAGAGUUGAAUGGACGGCACUCGACAUACCAACAAAUGUAAUUCAAAAUAAAACCCAGCAAAACUAAGCUACAAUGAUUAAAUCCCCCAUCCUCUAGCUCAUUACGAACAAUGAAAAAGUUUGAAUUUCUAAGCAAUGUUUUACAAAAAAAUCAAAGACAUGGAAAUAAUUAUCGCUAGAAGUUCUUAUUUUAUCUUAUAAAUUGCAGACGUCCCUUCAAAGCAGAAGAUAAUUACGUCCUAGGUGUUCCCAUGUGUAAAUCUAGAGGUGCAUGUUAAUUAGAUAUUUAAACUGGUACUAGAGAAAGGAGUGGCUAGUCGAGGAAAUUAUGUGCUUCUGAAUGAAUCGGGGGAGGCAAUCGUGUAAAUGUCAAAUAAUCAGGGGAGGCAAAGCUAUCUGUUUAUGUUAUCUUUAUUUUUUAGUUUUCAGUUUACCAAGAGGAAUAAAAAGGUAAACAUUUCUUGUUAGAUUCUAAAAAGAAAUAAUAAACUCAGUCAUCUAUGA
Molecule: messenger RNA, 1702 nt
Organism: Biomphalaria glabrata
Lineage: Eukaryota; Metazoa; Mollusca; Gastropoda; Planorbidae
Exons: 2
Coding region: 69-1265 (398 amino acids)
Biological process (GO): cell adhesion
Molecular function (GO): carbohydrate binding
Source: RefSeq, a predicted model, not a curated record